AUGCGUCAACCACUCGAAAAUACCACAAGGCUUUCAUUUCAUAGUAAUAUCAUUAAUAAUAACAAUAAUAUUUGCCGGCUAGUAGUGGUGGUGCUGAUAGCAAUAAUUGUUGUUGGCUUUUUUGGCUCAUCAUCUUUGGUAAAUGCUAUUAAUCAACAAGAAGAAGAAUAUAAAACUCUGGAUAAUCUUCCAUCAUUUAGCAAGUUGAAGAAUUUGACAGUGUCGGGAUUUGGUGCUGGAGCUUCUAUGGCUAUCAUGAUGCAAGUUGCUCACUCACAAAAGGUUGGAGGUGUUGCUUCGUUUUCAGGCCUUCCAUAUUAUUGUGUGAAGAAUAACAUGUCUCGUUUGGAAACUUGUUUUAAACAUACUGAGAAAAUUCCAAUGUCUGAAUUUAUGGAAAUGUUCGACAAGUUUAUUUAUUUCAAUUUGAUUGAUAAUUUGGAUCAUCUUCCUUCCCACAAGAUUUAUUUGCAAAGUGGAAGUAAGGAUAAGAGUUUGACUCAACAAGCAGCUUUGAAAUCUAAGGAAAUGUAUGAAACUUUGGGUGUUCCAAAGGGAAAUAUCAAGACUGUUCUUGAUAUUCCAUCCGGUCACUCUAUGGUCUCUGUUGAUUAUGCUAAUGCCGAAAAGAAUCAAUGUGGAGAGAAAAUCAAGGAACCAUACAUUCAAAAUUGUGGAUUUGAUUUAGUAGGAGAUGCUCUCAAAUUUGUCAUUGGUGAAGAUAAUUUUGUUAAUGAGGCCAAUUUUGUUGCCAGUGCCGAGAAUCUCUUUAAAAUUGACCAAAGACCAUUCGAUUCUGAAAGACACUUGAUGGGAGAUUUUGGAUACAUUUACAUUCCAUCAGCUUGUCAAAAGGAUGAAACUAAAUGCAAACAUAUUCACGUUGCAUUCCAUGGUUGUGAUCAAACUGGUGAUGAAUUCCCUCUCUACUCUGGUUACAAUAGAAUUGCUGAACAAAAUAACAUUGUUGUCUUGUAUCCAAGAACUGCAGUACAAGAUAGAUUUAAUCCUCAUGCAUGGUAA
Messenger RNA from Naegleria gruberi, 1023 nucleotides. RefSeq lists its product as uncharacterized. The transcript has 3 exons. NCBI's taxonomy places the organism in Eukaryota, Heterolobosea, Eutetramitea, Acrasida, Naegleriidae. The record is from RefSeq and is a predicted model, not a curated record. The coding region runs from base 1 to 1023 and encodes 340 amino acids.